AUGGCUGCACAACAACAAGAACUAGAUGAGAAGAACCCAUUCUAUGAGUUAGUUGUCAUUUGUAGUACUUCUGGUCAAUUUGACCAAACCGUCAAUUCGUUCAAAGAUAUUAUAAAGAAGUCUAAGUUAGUAUGUAUAAAGGAUACUGAGUUGUUAGAUUGGAUAAAGAAGUACCAAAGAAGAGUUUUGAAGUAUAAUGCUAUAAAUGAGUAUAUAAAUUCGAAGUUUAAAGACCCAAAUGAGGAAAUGCAGAGAAUAUUAGAGAAGAAACACUUCAGAAACAAACAGAAAGAGAUAGAAUACAUUUCGAAGAAAUUGCAAUCUUACGAUUGGAAGACAUACCCUCAUAGAUGUCUUCUUAUCUUAGAUGAUUUCGCCUCUCAUCCUUUGUUAAAGAAUAGAGAACAAGAUAUGUGUCGAAUUCUUAAGAAGCUCAGACACUUUAACAUUUCAGUUGUCAUUUGUGUACAGACAGCAAAGAGUUUAAGUAAGGAUGUUAAAAGAAUACUUACUGAUAUCAUACUUUUCCCUGGAUUGUCCGAAGACGAUUUCAUGGAACUUAUGAAAGAGUCCAUGGCAGGUAAGUUUGACAGACAUGAACUAUGGGAGAAGUACAAAGUCAUACAAGACCCUCAUACUUCUUUCAGAAUUCAUAUCUACGCAAACAAAGUUCAAAUUGUAAAAAGUCAAGCGUAA
Molecule: messenger RNA, 696 nt
Organism: Trichomonas vaginalis G3
Lineage: Eukaryota; Parabasalia; Trichomonadida; Trichomonadidae
Product: protein of unknown function, DUF4106 family
Exons: 1
Coding region: 1-696 (231 amino acids)
Source: RefSeq, a predicted model, not a curated record